Messenger RNA from Nymphaea colorata (pocket water lily), 990 nucleotides. RefSeq names its product vesicle-associated membrane protein 721-like. Gene Ontology annotation, biological process: vesicle-mediated transport. The record is from RefSeq and is a predicted model, not a curated record. Gene Ontology annotation, cellular component: membrane. Lineage: Eukaryota; Viridiplantae; Streptophyta; Magnoliopsida; Nymphaeales; Nymphaeaceae. The coding region runs from base 196 to 858 and encodes 220 amino acids. The transcript has 5 exons.
GGUUUUGCUUUUUCCCUCCGCAAGUGCAAGUGCAACCUCUCGACUGCUCGCCCUUUCCGUCGAGGGGAAGAAAGCGAGAAGAGGAAGAAGGGGAGGAAGGGAAAGAUCCCCGAGUUUCUCUCUCUCUCGGAGACUAUUUAGGGGAUUUCUCUUCUUUCCCUCUUCCAUUUCUAGAUCAUCGAUUCUGUGGGAGAGAUGGGUCAGCAGUCUCUCAUCUACAGCUUUGUAGCUCGGGGGACCGUCAUCCUCGCGGAAUUUACGGAGUUCAGCGGAAAUUUCACGGCCAUCGCCUCCCAAUGCCUCCAGAAGCUGCCAUCCUCCAACAAUAGGUUCACCUACACGUGCGACAACCACACUUUCAAUUAUCUCGUGGAGGAUGGAUUCACCUUCUGUGUAGUUGCAGUUGAGUCUGUUGGACGACAAGUGCCUGUUGCUUUUCUUGAACGUGUAAAGGAUGACUUUAUCAAGAGAUACAGUGGUGGGAAAGCUGCUACAGCUGUUGCACACAGCCUUAACAGGGAAUUUGGGCCCAAACUGAAGGAGCACAUGCAGUACUGUGUAGAUCAUGCAGAUGAAGUAAGCAAGCUUGCGAAAAUAAAGGAUCAAGUUUCAGAAGUGAAAGGAGUGAUGAUGGAAAACAUUGAGAAGGUUCUUGACCGUGGUCAGAAGAUAGAACUUCUUGUGGACAAAACUGAAGACCUUCGCUCGCAGGCUCAGGAUUUCCGAUCACAAGGGACAAAGAUGCGAAGGAAGAUGUGGUUCCAGAACAUGAAGAUCAAACUGAUUGUUUUGGGUAUCAUCAUUGCCUUGAUUCUCAUCAUUGUCUUGUCUGUCUGUCAUGGGUUCAAGUGUACAUGAGUUUUGAUGAAAAGGUACAUGGGAUGAUAUUUUCGCUGAUCUGUUGUAAGAGACUGCUUUUCUGUUUUGCCUGUGUAUAUUUUGGAUGGACGAAUUUUUCCUACUUCAAUAGAUUUGUUUAAUGCUUGCAAA